Molecule: messenger RNA, 947 nt
Organism: Eufriesea mexicana
Lineage: Eukaryota; Metazoa; Arthropoda; Insecta; Hymenoptera; Apidae
Exons: 4
Coding region: 197-910 (237 amino acids)
Source: RefSeq, a predicted model, not a curated record
UCUACGUCGCAAUUAAACGUGUUGGCUUUUCGUUCGCGAAUGUUUACGUGGUAAGCUUGUGUGCACGAACUGAAAAUACAGAGGGUCCUUUGGAAAGUCGCGAUUGUGCAACGUUUACACGUGCGUUCGAUACACGAGCGUCGAUCGAUUUGGCCGUUUGUCUAUCAGCAAGACUAUUUUCCGAAUCCAGUGAAAAAUGAGAACUACAUCGUUGCUCGCCCUCGUUGUCUGUCUGCAAUGUCACGCCAUCCUCGCUGUUCCAGCACGAACCACCAGCCAGGUCCUUCUCGGGGAAGCAGACAUUGCCGUGCAAGAAGAUGGCAGGAAUGAGAUAACGACAGAGGAAUCGUUCGCGAAAAAAUGCGUCGUCGAUGAAAAUUCGUACUCCCACGGCCAGACGAUACCGUCGUACGACCCGAACUCUCAUUGUCUGUGCGUCGCCGGCGAAGUAUAUUGUUGGUGGCAGAAUUACAAUCCGAGCACCGAUCCUUCCGCCGGCCCCUCGUUCCUCCCAUCGACGACGAUAGAAAGUAAUUACACGCCGUCGCUGGAGGAAAGCACGGAUGCCGUCGACAGUUUGGAAGCUUCCGGUGAUCCAGCGGAGGAGCCCUCUGUCGAGCAACAGGGAUACGCGGAGAUUAACGCGACCUACUCGACAACCUCGCAGCCAGUACCGACUACGUGUCUCGUGAUGGGAAGGGAGUACCGUGAGGGCGAGGUGCUUCCUCACUCGACCGGAAACUGUAUUGAAUGCAACUGCGGAUCCGAGGGUCGCGUGGAGUGUUCACCACGGGACUGUGUGGCCCUUCGACCGGAGAUACCAGUUGCACCGGAUAUACCAGACGCUCCGGAUGGCGACUUCGAAGUGUUCAACCUAGCCAGGGACCGAGGAAUCGACGAGAGCUUCUAAAGAAUCCGAUAAUAACGGUCGUCGCCUGUUCGAUGAA